AUGCCAGCCAAGGGCGGACGACAUCCUUCAGGCCCGUGGGGUCGCCUCAAGCCGGUUGAGCAAGACCCCCUCGAAAGUAUCGGCCUUCCGUCCAAAGGCGACACCAGAUUGCUGGACUUGAAGACGCAAGAGAACUACUAUACCAAGAUAGUGGAGCGGUACAUGACGUUUUGCUCUGAUGCCGGCCAGCGGGAUGAACUGCUUCGGAGGUUCUCGUCGUUGGUAAUCUCACCUUCUGAUCCAGCCCCGGCCCCGGCCCCGGCCCUCUCCAGCCCUCGCGCUCUUCUGCCCGCAGUCACUGAUGAAGCAUUGCAGAGUUCUGCCAAUACCAAGGCUCUGUCCGAUGUCAUGGCUGCUCUCAGAAAGCUCAGGGAGGGCAUCGUCGCCUCUAAGCGGGCCGACGACUUUGCCGUCCAGGCCUAUCUUUUCUGUAUCCGGCUGUCCAUACUUGUCAAGCAUCCUGAGUCAUACCACCCAGCCAUACUUCAUCUGCUGCGCUCAAUUCACCCGCAGCAGCCGCUCACGUCCGUCGAGCUCCAAGAGGUGGUGGCCUACCUCGUGCUGGAUACGGCGUGCCGGCGAGGACAGCUGGCUGAAGCAUAUGCACUGCGGCGGCGAUAUGCCCUCACAGAUACAAAAGUCAACGCCGCACUAUCAGCACUGGCACACGAUAACUACGUCUUGUUCCAGAAAGUGAAGAGGAGUGUCGACGGGCAUCGGGCAAAGCUCAUGGAGUGGGCCGAAGGCGAUGUGAGGAUGCACGCGCUCAAGUGUUUUGGGAGAACAUAUCUGUCGGUGGAUCUCGACUUUUUGGAAAAGACGACGGGUUCCAAGUGGUCGGACCUGACGAAGAGUGAUGGUGUUGGCUGGGACCUGGAGGGGAGCAGGGUGGUGAUACGCAAGGUCAGGGCGCGAUGA
Molecule: messenger RNA, 918 nt
Organism: Trichoderma reesei QM6a
Lineage: Eukaryota; Fungi; Ascomycota; Sordariomycetes; Hypocreales; Hypocreaceae
Exons: 2
Coding region: 1-918 (305 amino acids)
Source: RefSeq, a predicted model, not a curated record